UCCGGGGCCGUUCCGGCGUCCGUCUCGCGGCUGCGUCCGUCGAGGCGAGCGGAUGCCGCUGCCGAUGGCGAUCAGCUGAUGAUUUCUUUUUUCCUGUUGGGCUUUUUUGGCUGAGUUUUGGCUUUCGGAGGUACUGCGAUUACUGGCGAGCGGGCAUUUUUUGGCGAAUGGAGCUGGACCGGUUGUUCAUGAUUUCGGGAGGUUUCUUGGGAGCCGUCCGCCGAUACGAAAUAUUGAGAGCUUGUGCGUGGGGGGAUUCCUGCGGCCGGAAGUCCUACGAUAGUUUCCUGAAAUAGCUGUGAGGGUUGAUUGUGGCGGAAUAGAUGGUGGUUCAUGGCUGCGUCCCGAGUACUGUUAACUUUUUGGCCCUUGGGUAGUGUUGAAUGUUGAAGCUUUUUCAGAUCAACUACACUUUCGGGAACAGCAAAAGCCAGUCUACGUGAAGUAAUUACAAAACCAGAGGUUGAGGCAACAGAGACGCUCUGUAUUUCGUCAUGUCUCCAAUGACGAAGGAUGAAGGGGCCGACUCAGGAACAGCCGGUAGCAGUAGAAGUGAUUGCCCAAAAGGCUUCUACUAUGACAUGUUCUUGAGUUUUCGAGGUCCUGACACUCGGGAUGGAUUUGCAGAUCGCCUCCACGAGUCCCUGACCAAUUCAGGGUUCCGGGUUUUUAUGGACGACGAAGAAAUCCGACAGGGCGAGGAGAUUGGGUGGAAGAUUCUGCGAGCAAUAGAGGACUCCAAAAUCUACAUACCCAUCUUCUUCACCGGAUAUGCUUCGAGUAGAUGGUGCCUCCGCGAGCUCGCACACAUGGUGGAGUGUGCAUAUCCAGAUUCUUCGGGAGGACGAACAGGGCAUGAGAUACUUCCGAUAUUCUAUGACGUGGAACCCUCGGAUCUUAAGCUCGAAACAAAACUGUAUGGAGACGCUUUAAGGAGGCAUGAGGAGGAGCAAGGCCGUCAUGUAGUGAAGCCCUGGGAGGAGGCUUUAAGAAAGGUUGCUAAAAUCAAGGGAUGGCAGAUUAAAGGCCAACGCCACAGCGUAGUCAUUGGAGAUAUCAAGCAAGAGAUUUCUCGUGGGAUGACAACAAGAGAGAGAAAUGUUCCUGAUGAUUUGGUUGGAAUAACGGACAGAGUAGAAUACAUUAAGAAGUUGUUAGAUCCCACUUGUGAUGAUAUCCGAGUCGUCGUAAUUUACGGCAUGGGUGGCAUCGGAAAGACAACGCUUGCCAACGUAGUCUGUAAUGAACUCUCUCCUCUAUUUCAAGGUUGGAGCUUUCUUCGUGAUGUUCGAGAAUCAUCAUCCCGAUUCGAUGGCAUUGAAAAAUUGCAAAAGAAACUACUAUGGGACCUUUUCAACCUCACACGUCCAGAGACCUUUGACAUAGACGAAGGAGUAAAUAUGAUAAAACAUAGACUGCCUAACAAAAGAGUCUUGAUCGUUCUCGAUGAUGUGGAUGAUGGUGAUCAACUCAUGCAACUGGCAGCAAAACCCGAUUGGUUUUGUCCAAGAAGUAGGAUCAUUAUCACGACUAGAGACACUAGGGUAAUACCUACAACCAAGGUGGAAGGGUUGGAAGAAAGUGUCUUAAUGCAGCCCAUAAAGAUUUACCCUUAUGAAAUGAUGGGGUUACAUUCUGAUCAUGCUCUACAACUUUUUAGCAAGCGUGCCUUUGGCACAGAUUCACCUCCACCUGAUUUUUAUUAUCUUUCAAGAGAAGUUGUAGCUUUAAUCGGAGGACUCCCUUUGACUGUUGGGGUGAUAGGCUCGUAUCUCCGUACCAUAAAAAAUGAACCAUGGGAUGGUGCAUUGAAGAAGUUGAAGGAAGUCCCCCAAAAGGAAGUUCUCGAAAAGUUAAUAAUAAGUUACGAUGCACUGGAGGAUGAUACAAAACAAAUUUUUCUGGAUAUCGCAUGCUUCUUUGUGAUGAAGAGAAAAACCAAUGCAUUUUACAUGUGGGAAUCUUGCAACCUUUUUCCUAAUGCUGAAUUUCAGGUUCUUAUUCGUAAGUCAUUGAUCAAGAUUGUUGAUGGCGAUAGAAUAUGGAUGCAUGAUCAAUUAAGAGAUCUCGGAAGAGAAAUUGUUCGUCAGGAGAAUAUUAUAAAUCCCGAAGGUCGGAGCCGAUUGUGGUCACGCAAGAUGGCCUUAGACAUAGUCCGGGCAAGAAAGGGAACAGAUAAUGUAGUAGCGCUUGCACUAUUGGGAUCUAGACACAACUUUACUCGUGAAGACUUUGCAGAUCUUUCGAAAAUAAGGUUCCUUGAAAUGGACGGAGGAAACUUCACUGGAGAUUUUGAGAAUAUAUUUUCAGAGUUAAGAUGGCUUUGUUGGCGACACUGCCCUUCAAAACUUCAGGCAAACAACUUUUUGCUAAAGAGCCUAGUUAAUCUCAAGCUUUCGGGUAAUAUUAUCAUAGACAAGUGGAGCGGAUGGGUCCAAAUCAUGAUGGGAAGUCAACUGAAGGUAUUAAAUCUCAAAGGUAGUAAAUUUCUAACUAGAACACCAGACUUUAUUGGAUGCUUGAAUUUAGAGAGAUUGAUCAUCAGAGAUUGUGAGAACUUGAAUGAAAUUGAUGGCUCAAUUAGAAAAUUGGAGCAACUCGAGUGCUUGAAGAUCAAAUGGUGUCCUCGUCUAAAAGAUUUGCCAAAGGAAAUUGGUUGUCUAUCUUCCCUGAGAGAGCUUAUCUUAAUUCAGUGCCAAUACAUUCGUAAUUUGCCAUCUUGGAUUGGUAAACUUACAGGUCUGUCAAGGCUAGUGAUGGAAGAUCUCGGACUUGAUCAACUUCCUCAGGAAAUCUCAGAGCUAGUGGAUCUUAAGUACUUGUCUUUGAUGAAUUCUACAAGGCUAAAAGAACUUCCAUACGCAAUGGGGCUAUUGAAAUCAUUGGUAGAGUUGGAUCUUUCCGGCACAUUGAUUGGAGGACUACCUUUAUCUAUCGUAAACCUGGAGAAUGUAGUGGUAAAGAUUAACAGUAGCGCCAUAAAACUCCAACUGGAAGACUGCGGAAAAAGAUCCACCAGUUAUUUGAGUGCUCAAAGAUCUGAAUUAUAUGGCAAGAUUAUGAGCGGAGGGGAGCUGGGAUCCUCUCUGAGACUCUCUGAAUAUCCUAUUGACUUGCUUAUAGAGUGCGGGAUGAUUCAAACAGAGUACGAUGUUGAUCUCCAAUGCAUGCCUAGUUACAUCAAAGAGAUUUCUGCCUCGACAAUAUUUAACGCUUCGGAGACAAGAUGUCCUGCUUCAACGAGUGAGGCCAUCCUGUUUGACUGUGGGAUCGUAAAAUCACCCUGCUCAAUGGGAGAAGUUGAAAAUCUUAUCUACAGUCUGGUCUCCCUUUUGGAAAGAAUUAGGGCAAUAGAUUUCUGUUUUCGAAGCCACUUACAAGUUUGUUGCGUGUCCCCAGAAAAUCCAUUAUUGGGGGUUAAAAUUGCCAGUAAAGAUCGGGCUUAUGGGCUAUUAAAUCGGAGGUACUGUGACCUUUGUCUGCAGGUUUUGAACUCGUUGCCGUUGCCUUCUCAGCAUAUGCAAAUUUCCAAUAAGCUUGGACUCAUGCCGGACCUUACUCUUGGGCUUCGCAUGGCUCUGGAUGGUUCGAAGGUUCUAUCUUGUGAAAUGAAAAUAGAAGCAAGAUGGUUAGCUUUGUCUAACAGUAGAUCAGAGAGCGUCGAAUGUCCUUACUCAAUGGAAAAACUCGAAACAUUGGUUAGUACGUACAGCUCUUGGGAUCAUGGCCGGGAGGUUUAUAAGAUGUACGGCCGAGAGCUUUAUAAGAUGUACAUCUGGAAAAAAAGAAAAAGAAAAAUAGCAUAGCUGCAGCUGUCCUGGGGAUAAAAGAGUUCCCUUUACGGCGACAGCAAACCGUCCAGGAGUGAUGGCAUUGUACAAUAAGUUUCUAGAUUCUGUA
Eucalyptus grandis is the source of this 3900-nucleotide messenger RNA. Its product is annotated as disease resistance protein RUN1-like. Bases 495 to 3806 code for a protein of 1103 amino acids. Gene Ontology annotation, biological process: defense response; signal transduction. NCBI's taxonomy places the organism in Eukaryota, Viridiplantae, Streptophyta, Magnoliopsida, Myrtales, Myrtaceae. The transcript is spliced from 5 exons. The record is from RefSeq and is a predicted model, not a curated record. Gene Ontology annotation, molecular function: ADP binding.